UGUGGUUUUCAACCGACGCAGGCGCGUUCUCCCUUCAGUCACCCACCUAAAGAAACGCGUUUGGUUCGGUCUUGGACAUACUGCGACCGUUUCUCUCUCUUUUUGUUUGUUUGUAUCGUCUACAUUGUCUAGAUUUGGUCUUGGAGAUGGAUUUGGACUCCCUCAAAUAUGGAGACCUGCAGCAGCUCGCCAAAAGCGUUGGUUUGAAAGCUAACAUGAAGGCUGAGAAGUUGCUGAAGGCCCUGAAGCAGCACUUUGAGCAACAAGAGAGCUCAGAGAAUGCAAAUAAUGUUGAUGCUCAGGCAGAGGAUGAGGUCAAGUCCUCAAAUGUGACCAAGCGCCGCAGGAAGAGUGAAAGCAUGAAGAGGAAGCAUUCUGACCAGGGCAGUACAGACAAUGAGCCCAAAGUGGAAGUGAGCCCAGCCCAGGACAAUGCUGAGCUUCAUGAUGCAGAGCAGGGCAGAAGAAGCUCAAAAAGGAGAAAAGUGUCUUCAACUAAGGGCACAGAGACUCCGGCUGUAGCUGAGGAUCCCAAGGAGAGCAAAGCAGACGCAAAACCAAAGUCUGUUAAUGUUACUCAGCAGGCUGCUCAAGGUGUGGAAAAGAAGACUGCUGGCAGAAUUCCUCGUCAUGAGGGUCUGUUGAAGAAGACGAAGGCACCUCUGAGACCGACCACUCCUAACUUUAAGAAACUCCAUGAGGCACACUUCAAUAAGAUGGAGUCUAUCGACUCUUACGUACAGAGGAAAAACAAGCAGAUGGAUGCUCUCAGAAGCUCUGUUAAGGAACUAAAGGCACAAUCUGAAAACAGUGCAAAGAAACCUGGUGAUGCGAAGAUUCAGGCUAAGCCGCCUGCCAGUCGUGCAACAUUGUUUAGCCCGGGCCUACAGGAGAGGAAACCAACUUCAGAGAAACGCAGGUUCACCCCAAUCCUGGUCAACAGAUCUGCAAAAAAGAACAGUGUCCCCUUCAGGCCAGCUGUCCUUUCAGUCAACAAAAUCAAUGUCAGGUUUUCUGAGGCCACGCAGGACAAUGAGCACAAGCGUUCUUUGGUGAAGACUCCAGCUAGGAUGUCUCCUAUGGUUCCCUUCACUCCCACUCCUGGCAGGAAGUCUGAUGUUCGCACCAAACCAGAGAUUAACAAGAACGCUGCCGCAGUGAACAAAACUCCAGGAGUGACUCCCUUUGUCUUCAGUGGAACAACACCCACUCCAUCAACUAACAAGAAAAACGCAUUUGAUCUGAAAGCCAGCCUCUCUCGACCCCUCACCUACAAGCCUCACACAGGAAAGCUGAAGCCUUUUGUUGAAACUAAAGAAAACGCAGCCUUAAACAAGUCCCAGACAAUUCCAUCCCACCAGAAAAAUUAUAAACAGCACCAGGUGCCGACAAGGGAGGAACGGCGCAUUAAGCACACACAGGGCAGGAGGCAAAAGAAGGAAACGCUGCUUGAUGCCAGGCGUGGUCUUGUUAUGACUUAAGGCUUCAGUUUUUUGUUUUUCUGCUUUCACUCUGGAUACAUUUUUAACAUUGUUUGUCCUUUGUCUUUGUUUAAGAGCUAGUUUUUUUAGAUAUCCAGCCAUUUUCUUAAAAAGUUCUACAUCUUUUCUUUUAUGUAAAUAUGCAAGUUGUGGUAAAUGAAGAUGGUGAUAAAUGUCAAGGGGUGGGAGGGGAAAAAAAAAAGUAUGGUCCGGUGUAAAAUCUGCUUUUUAUUUGCUAUUAAAUGAUUUGUUUUGUA
Astyanax mexicanus (Mexican tetra) is the source of this 1738-nucleotide messenger RNA. RefSeq names its product nucleolar and spindle associated protein 1 (gene nusap1). The record is from RefSeq and is a predicted model, not a curated record. Gene Ontology annotation, biological process: mitotic cytokinesis; establishment of mitotic spindle localization; mitotic chromosome condensation. Gene Ontology annotation, molecular function: microtubule binding. The transcript is spliced from 12 exons. Gene Ontology annotation, cellular component: nucleolus; microtubule; mitotic spindle. Lineage: Eukaryota; Metazoa; Chordata; Actinopteri; Characiformes; Acestrorhamphidae. The coding region runs from base 147 to 1481 and encodes 444 amino acids.